Phanerochaete carnosa HHB-10118-sp is the source of this 684-nucleotide messenger RNA. RefSeq lists its product as uncharacterized. The transcript has a single exon. The record is from RefSeq and is a predicted model, not a curated record. Bases 46 to 318 code for a protein of 90 amino acids. Lineage: Eukaryota; Fungi; Basidiomycota; Agaricomycetes; Polyporales; Phanerochaetaceae.
GUCUGUCGUGUCCACAGCGCACAGUCGCAUCAUGAGCUACCUUCAAUGCCGGCGCAUCCGUCUGUACUCUCACAUGGCCCAGGUAGCUGUCACGCGCACCGUGACCUUGCAACUUCGCUCGUACCGCCGCCUCCUGCACCACACGGCCCGUGCCAAUCCUUGCACCCGGCGACAUGCUCGCGCGCACCGUCGCCGGACAGCAGCUUGUUGACGCACUCAACACAGCACUACCACGACACUGCGCAGGACGCUGCGCACGCUGUCAACAUGCUCCGGAUUAGCGACAGCCAGAGCCCAAAAUCGGUCAAGAAGUACUGAAGCGACCGAGUGCAAAGGCCCCCGGCAAGCGACCAAGCGCAAAGGGCCCCGGCAAGCAACCGAGUUCAAAGGGUCCAACAAGUGAUUGAGCGCAAAGGCCCCCGGCAGGCGACUGAGCACAAAGGCCCCCGGAUAGCGACAGUAUGUGCGCUUCUCUCUCUUACACAGAUCUGACUUUUGGCACAAGGAGAUGACAGCGUUCGACCCAGACGACUUGUUUUACGAGCACGGAAACGGCUCACAUCGGGUAGUAUGCAUCGGGAGCGGGAAGCUCUUGCAGCUGUGUAGAAAAAAGUGUACAUAGUAUUAAUUAUCUCUGCAUCAUCUCGUACAGAGGGUACCGCAUGACCCAAGGGUGGUAUUGCC